AGAGCCGGAAGCGGAGGGGGAGAGUGAAACAGGAAAAGAAGGGAAGAAGGAAGAAGAGGAAAGAGGAGGAGAGGGAGGAGGAGGAGGGUGGUGGCGGCGCCGUGGCGGAGGAGCAGGAGCAGGAGGGGGAUGGAGAGGAGAAGGCUCCUGAGUGGCAUGGCGCUCCUGCUCCUCCAGGCGCUGCCCAGCCCCCUGUCAGCCGGGGCCGAACCCCCGCAGGAUAAGGAAACCUGUGUGGGUACCAACAAUCAGAGCUACAUCUGUGACACAGGACACUGCUGUGGACAGUCUCAGUGCUGCAACUACUACUAUGAACUCUGGUGGUUCUGGCUUGUGUGGACCAUCAUCAUCAUCCUGAGCUGCUGCUGCGUCUGCCACCACCGCCGAGCCAAGCACCGCCUUCAGGCCCAGCAGCGGCAACAUGAAAUCAACCUGAUUGCCUACCGGGAAGCCCACAAUUACUCAGCGCUGCCAUUUUAUUUCAGGUUUUUGCCAAACUAUUUACUACCUCCUUAUGAGGAAGUGGUGAACCGACCUCCAACUCCUCCCCCACCAUACAGUGCCUUCCAGCUACAGCAGCAGCAGCUGUCUGCACAGUGUGGCCCUGCAGGCAGCAGCCCCCCAGUUGCUGAUCCCACCAGGGGCUCCCAAGGGGCACAGAGCAGCCCCUUGUCUGGGCCCAGCAGAAGCAGCACGAGACCCCCGAGCAUCAUCGCUGACCCUGAGCCCUCCAACACCGACAUGCCAGCCAACCCAGCAGCCACCAAAGCCCCUGGAAUGGAGCCCAGCGGCUCCGUGGCUGACCUGGGAGAGCUGGCCCCUGGGGCCUUCCUGGACAAGGAUUCCGAAUGUAAGGAGGAGCUGCUGAAAGAUUACAGCUGCGAGCAGGGCGGUGCCCUCCCCGACAGCAAGGACAAGACGCCUGGCCGACAUCGCCGCUUCACGGGUGACUCGGGCAUUGAGGUGUGUGUGUGCAACAGGGGCCACCAUGACGACGACCUCAAAGAGUUCAGCACAUUCAUUGACGACGCUCUGGAUGGACCCCUGGACUUCUGCGACAGCUGCCACGUGCGGCCCCCUGGUGACGAGGAGGAAGGGCUUUGCCAACCCUCCGAGGAGCAGGCCGGAGAUCUUGGGCAUCCCCACCUGCCACGGCCACCCGCGUGCCUGCUGCUAAACACCAUCAAUGAGCAGGACUCCCCAAACUCCCAGAGCAGCAGCUCCCCCAGCUAGAGUAGGCCCGCCUGUGCCUGAGAUCUCGGCAAAGCAACCGGGAUGGGGAGAACCACGACAGAAGCAUUAAGUGACUUUCAGAAAAAGUGGUUCCGCCACUUGGUCCUUCUUUUUCUCCUCCCCCCCCCCUUGUUCCCGCAUUUUCCUACACCUCCAGGUACUGUUCGGGUGUGGAUGCCUCUCCCCGCACAGAAGCACAGUGCUGUGGAGGGCUGAGAAGUGGGUUCUGUGACACUUCUCAUUGCCCACCCCAUCCCCUUUGUCCUUUCCAAGUCAUAUCUCAGCUACUGCUUGGGUCAGAGAGAUGUGUGUUUAAGGAGCCCCCAGGGAAGGGGCUGAGACUACUCCGAGGUACUCGCGGUGGUGGAGUGGGUUUUUCUCUGGUGUUAGUGUAAGAGUCAGCCUGGGAGAGGCAGCAGAUCUCAGCCCUGGGUGAAGGAAGCCUGCAGAGACCCAGGACUCGUCACCCCUUGCUGCUGUGUCUGCAGAGCCCAACUUGGGCUAAUCCUGUGGCAGGAUGAAGGCUGAUGGGUAGUCAUGUGGUAGGUUGUAAGGGUUUGUUGCAUUCUCAGAUUCCAGGUGACGAGAUCGAUGAUGCAUCACCGCAUCACUGAGGGGCCCUGCCCUGCAUUCUGGCUGGCCACACACCAGUUCAGAUGGGGAAGAUUAUACUGCCUUCUCUUCGUUUUUUUUUUAUUUUAAAAAAGAAAAAGAACAAAAGCGAGCUGAAAACAAGAACUUGAUCAGUGUCAGGCAAGAGUUCUGUUCUGGGAAAGAGAAGUCUGCGGCUCUUUCCUAAGUUGGCCUUCAAGGAGCCUGGCUGUGAUUGAGCCAGAAGGGGAUGCUCUGUGUACCGGCUUUGGUGGAGGCUGUCUCUGAGCUUCUGUGGGUGCACAGGAAGCCCUGAGCUGUGGUGGUAGAUAGAAGUGCAGUUUUCUGCAUGUCUGCCCUUUGGUCUGUGCCCACAGGUGACCAGGGCACUCCCCGAACCCAAGCACACAGUCUGCAGGCCUUUACGUUUCACUGUUCUCUAUGAACAAAUGAGGAGGCUGUGGGUCUUGAGGAAGGGCUCCCCCAUUGCCUGGCUCUCACACAGUAUUUUCUCGAUUCUGAAUAAGUUUUUUUGGCUUUUUAAAAUUUUAUUUUAACUGACCACUUGGGAAAAAAUGCCUUGGUUAUCUGUGGUUUUCAUGUCCGUCCGUCCCCUCCCCCCCGUAAGUGGGUUAACUAAUCAUUGUAGUCUAUGGUAAAGAGUUUAAAUGGCCCAAGGAGGGGGUGAAGGCAGCCAUCCAGAAGGAACACAGGAUCCUUGUUACUGUAGUUUGGCUUCAGAUAACCAGUUGAACUUUGAUGGGAAUAAUCUGAAUGGAGAAAGCAAACAGCUGAAACUAACAUUCCCUGCCCAGCCCUGUUCAUAUGAAGAGUUUGGUUCUUCCCCCACUCUUGAACGAUGACAUUUAGACUAGGCAAUGACGUUGUGGUAAGAAAGGAAACAAUAUGUAGACGUAUACAAAAAUAGACAAAUCCAAGGCUGUGAGGUGAACGAGUGUCUGUGUUUGGAGUCCACAAAUCCAAAACCCAUGUUGAACAAAGUGAAGUCCGUAUACAAUGACUUUUUGGAUAACCUAUGUCUGUCUGUUCGUUGUAUGUGAGCCCCCAGCCCUGUUUUCCUGUGAAUAUACUUUGAAUGGCAGCCGUUCUGCUCCCAUUUACCACAUGUUUGGAGCAGAUAUGGCCCUCUCAAGGUAAUUUAUUUUAUGCAUUUACUGUUUACUGAACAAAUGUCUGACUGUGUACUUGGGUGUAUUCAGCAGCAUUGUCGACGGCAGUCCCGUGUUUGCCAGAGAUACUGUCCUCAAAGUAGAGGUUUUACUCUACCCAUCACUGCAAUUUGCACAUUGCUCCGUGGACACGCGGAGGCCUGUGUUCUGUUCCCUAUAAAUGGAAACGUGCUCUGAACAUGUCUGCCUCCCUCGGCUGCUCCUGGCCCUCGGUAUCAGCCCCCUGGGGGAUGUUCACAACCACUUGGGACAGAAGGUGAAGGUGGAACUUCAGACCGAAGCUUAAUUGGAUCUUCAGGGACAAGCUUGGACUAGCUGUGGCCCAGACGUCAGCCCUGCCCAGAAUUGCCAGGAGGUUUUGGCAGCCACCACAGGGUUUACCUCCCUUUGCUGAAGUCCAGUUCGCGCAAACAAGCCGGUGUGUGGCGAGAGUGGGCGGGAGUGCGUCAGCAGCCCUCAGAUGCCUUUCCUUCCACCAUUUAAAAAAAAAUCCCCAACAACUCACUGAAGUGUCUCCAAGGACAUCAAGUUUUACCAAAAUGAAUCCUCCUUCAGUUCACUGAUCAAAUGGAUGAAUUCUGGCCCUCUCAAGUUUCCUUCUCCCGCCAGAUUGGGGGGCUGGUCUGAGUGUUAAGGUUCACUGCAGCGUCCCACCCUAAAGGCAGGAGAAGAAGAGGGUGGAGCUGGGGAGCUGGGCUUGAUUCCAGCAGUCACAGUCUGUCCCCUGCUCCAGGAGGCUACCCUGAAUGCAGUGAGAAAUGGAAAUGGGGAGUUGAAGGACUGGUUAGGGCGCCAGGGAGAUUUGGUUGAGUCUGGUUUUCCAGAUGAAUGGGAAGGAAGGGGGGCUGGUCGAGGGUUUGGUGCUACAGUCAGAAGAUUUGCAAAUGCUAACACAUUCCUAUGUGCAGCACAUCACCAUUUGUCAGUUAUUGUGAAUAUGUGUAUUUUAAGCAAUAAGAUUCAGCUGGUCAGACCUUUCUGGGCAGUCUCGGUGACGCAUUUUCUGUGCUGUGAUUGUUCUGAAGACAGAGUGGCUCUAACCACUGUGAGAAGCCCAAAUAAAAUCAGUCCCAAAAUUCUA
Molecule: messenger RNA, 4095 nt
Organism: Miniopterus natalensis
Lineage: Eukaryota; Metazoa; Chordata; Mammalia; Chiroptera; Miniopteridae
Gene: WBP1L
Product: WW domain binding protein 1 like
Source: RefSeq, a predicted model, not a curated record